AUGGCUGGGGCACAACCAUUCUUAGCAGAUGGCAAUCAGGAAUUAUUUCCCUGUGAAGUCUGUGGAAGACGCUUUGCAGCAGAUGUUCUGGAAAGACAUGGACCAAUUUGUAGAAAACUCUUCAACAAAAAACGUAAACCUUUCAAUUCCUUAAAACAAAGAUUGCAGGGCACUGACAUUCCCACUGUGGGGAAGGCGCCUCAGUCCAAGCCACAACCCGUGAGAAAAUCUAACUGGAGACAACAGCAUGAAGACUUCAUUAAUUCGAUUAAGUCAGCAAAGCAGUGUACACUAGCCAUUAAAGAAGGCCGGCCUCUCCCACCUCCACCCUCUCUGACCGUCAGCCCAGAUUAUAUUCAGUGUCCAUAUUGUAAGAGGAGAUUUAAUGAAACCGCAGCCAGUCGACAUAUUAAUUUCUGCAAGGAUCAAGAGUCUCGCCGAGUCUUUGAUCCAGCCCAGACAGCAGCCAGAUUGGCAUCCAGAGCACAGGGUAGAGCUCAAAUGAGUCCAAAAAAGGAACCGACUGUAACCAGUGCUGUGGGAGCUCUGCUACAGAUCAGGGCCCUGGAGGCCAGUGCAGCGCCAACCCGGCCAGGAUCAGCAGUGGACCCUGCUUCUGGAGCAAAACUCAGACAAGGAUUUACUAAAUCUUCUAAAAAAGAUUAA
Messenger RNA from Rangifer tarandus platyrhynchus (Svalbard reindeer), 666 nucleotides. The record is from the annotation of a GenBank genome assembly. Lineage: Eukaryota; Metazoa; Chordata; Mammalia; Artiodactyla; Cervidae.